GUUUUCAUACUUUAAGUUUUCUGUUUUCACUGGCGGGCACUUCAAACUCUGGAGGGAGUGUGGACUGUGAGUUAACGUACUGAGGCACUUGUGUCUCUGCUUUUCCCUUUUGCAUGUACUUAUUAGCUACCUAAUACUCUGCUGAGAAUUCAUAGUCGAUUAUAAAAAUUCAUGGAAGGUGGUCAGCCGAUUGCUGAAUAAUUAACGGCAGUAUGCAUUCAAGUUCAACAUCGGAUUCCGAUUAUGAAUAUCGCAAAAGAAAUAGUUAUUGUCUUAGUUGUCAAAGAAGGCCUAAAGCUUCUUUGAAGUUUAUAUUAACUAUAUGGUAUUCUCCGGAAACAAGUUCAGCUAUAGCUGAGGCUAUGUCUUCUGCUUAUACUGAAGUACAGUUACAGGAGAUUGUUUCCAGUUCAACCAAAGAUAUAUUACAACUAGCUGAGAAACACUUUGCGGAUCUUAGAAUAUAGUGUUUAUCUACUGGUUUGUUUUUUCCUUUCUUCAUACUCCUUCUCUUUUCCCUUCUUCUCUUUCGUCUUUUCCCUCACCCCCCUCCACUAUCUAUCAUCUUUGUUUGUUUUUCUGUUUCUUUUUGUCAAAUCAGAGUUUCGUGUUUUCACCCUAUUCAACAAGAUCAAAAUGUUCUUCAAUUAAUUCAUACUUUUAAAAAUUGUAUAUUUUGUUAAUUCAUGUCCGUUUUUUGUUUGUUUGUGCAUUCGUUGGCGCUUGAUUAAAAAAAUGAUUGUAUAAGUUAACUUAUGAGUGUGAGUAUUUGUGUACAUAGACUAUUUCUUCCAUCAGCGACAAUUAGCUCAGACGACGACAACAACAACAAGUGAUGCAGACAAUUUUUCGUAUAUCAAUAAGCAUAAACUAUAUCUCAUGUUCAUGAUAUAUAUGUGUGUGUAGCAGUAAGGGAAAUAAAUAAUCGAAUGUAUUGUUAUCUAUUCAUUUUGAUGAUGGGAUAAUAAAUAUACGUUUUUUGGGGAUAAAGUGUGUUAAUCAGUGUUUGUCAUUUCUUAAGAUUUGUUAAACUGUUUUCGCGUAUAGGAUGAAUAAAGGUUUUACUUUAGCACCAUUAUUUUAUCGAUUAUUUAAAUUAUAUUUAUGCUGGGGGGCGGGGUGAGGUGAGGAAUUGAUACUGCUGGGAUUUCAGUUUAUUCCACUACCACCUUCAUGCGUAGAUACAGCUUCUUUUGCUUUAUAUCAAACCAGAACUUGGAAUCAGUCCAUGAAAUCUUUGAUAGUUAGUCUUAGCCAAUGUAGGAAGGUGUGUGGACUGCUUGACUGGGUUCCUCGGGAUGCUAAUAUCCGGUGUAUGGAGACUACUAGUGAUAUGGCUCAAAACCGUUCUCAGUGGCACAAAUGUAUUUAUUCACUCUUUGGGAUUCCCCAUAUCCCUAAUGUUCUCCAUGUUACUGUUCUUUCUCCC
This is a messenger RNA of Trichobilharzia szidati, 1429 nucleotides long. The record is from the annotation of a GenBank genome assembly. Lineage: Eukaryota; Metazoa; Platyhelminthes; Trematoda; Strigeidida; Schistosomatidae.